Messenger RNA from Mya arenaria, 8472 nucleotides. RefSeq names its product kelch-like protein 13. The transcript is spliced from 5 exons. Gene Ontology annotation, molecular function: protein binding. NCBI's taxonomy places the organism in Eukaryota, Metazoa, Mollusca, Bivalvia, Myida, Myidae. The record is from RefSeq and is a predicted model, not a curated record. The coding region runs from base 87 to 1853 and encodes 588 amino acids.
CUUCACAAGUGAGGUGAUUGUCUGGACCAAAAAAUAAGUUUCACUUUUGAUCAGCGUAAUGGCUCAGCCUCCACCUACAAGUUGCAAUGAGUGAAAGCCGAGAUGUACGCCGUGUGAAAUCAGACAAUUACGGAGAUGCUGUGUUGCAGAAUCUCAGCCAGUUGCGAGAGCGUUCAGAGCUGUGUGACUUUAAGGUGUCAGCUGGUGGCAGGGUGUUUGAGGUACACAAAUGUUUGCUUGCUGCCACCAGUGACUACUUCAGAGUCAUGUUGGGGGGAAUCAACACAGAAAGCCAGCAGAAUAUGGUGGACCUGAAAGCCGUGUCCCCGGACGGCCUGCAGUAUGUUCUGGAUUUUAUCUACAGCGGAGAGCUGCCCCUUAAUUUAGACAAUCUCACAGAAGUUAUCAACACUGCAAGCCAUUUACAGGUUCACUCUGGUUUGGACCUGUGUAGCAAUUACAUGAUCUCAUUAAUGACCUUUGAAAAUGCUGAGGAGUUUCUUAACAUUGCCGACACUUAUUCAUUGAAGAAAGUUCUCGACCACUGGGACCACAUGAUACAAACUAGAUUCAUUGAAUUUAGUCAGACUCAUCAAUUUCUGAAAAUGAGUUCAGAAAUGUUAAACAAACACUUGAAACAAGACACCGUCACGAUCCAAUCUGAGUUUAAAUUAUUCAAGUGUAUUGAACGCUGGUUUUAUUACAAUGACUCCAGAAUCAACACUGACGGGGUCCGCGUUUUAUCUCAUAUUCGAUUUCCACUAAUGUCCCAAGUAGAACUAGCCUCUAUCCAAGAAAGCAAUGUCAUCAAACGCUGCCCUCAGGGAAUUCAGUUUCUCGCAAAAGGAUUCAGAUUUCACAUGGAGAGCAAGGAAGGUCACCCCGUUAUUGAAACUGUUUCUAACAUUCGCAGUAAUACGGCGUGUUUAGUGUUUGUGCAUUAUGGGUCGUCUUACAUGCCAUUUCAAAUAACUACUUACGACAAAAAGUCAAAAAUGUUCUAUAGACUUUUCUCAGACGUGAAUGGAAGUAGAGACUGUCGGUUAGCGGUAGUCGAUAACUUCCUGUAUACAUGCAGGGUGGUUGAUUUUGGCGGGGGAAGUCUUAUGAGCUCUGUGUUCAGAUUUGAUCCACGACAUUUGUGUGGCCAGGAAGUGAGACCUAUGCGUAGACUAAGGUUAGACUUCGCUCUCAUAGCCGUAGGGAAGUACCUCUAUGUAUUUGGAGGCCUAACGGACCAGUUUGCAAUACUAGACUCUGUAGAGCGCUACAACGUGGCGGAAAACAUCUGGGAAGAUUUACCACCACUACAUUCUGCGACCCACUCUAUGGCAGGGAUACAGUACCAGGAUAACGUCUAUCUCAGUGGGGGUGUUGUGCUCAUGGGUCCAGAACGGCAGGCUAUGAAUACUUUCCUAUGCUACCACACUACCUCAAGAAUCUAUGAAAGCAAACCAGGGAUGUUGUACGCUCGACGGUUACAUGAUAUGGUAUUAGUGGGUGAACGCGUGUACGUUAUGGGCGGAAUUCCGAGAACGGGUACCCCUCUCCACGGACAAAUCCCUAUUGAAUAUUACAGCCAUCUUUCGAACCAGUGGACGCUCCUCUCCAGUACUCUCAGUGGCCGGUCUGUCGGACAUUACCUCUACCAUGAAAACGCCAUAAUGUCGCUCGGUCAUGAGCAUCACAACGCUACGGAGGACGAGGUCUGGGCGUAUAGCCCGGACUCUGAUACCUGGGCUCGGCAUAUAAAGGCACCGCAACGGUUGAGCCUGACUCAGGCCAUGUGUGUCAGGUUGCAUUUGAACUUUGCUGAUGAGAAAGUUAGUAAACUCUUCAUGAAGGAGAAAUGACUAGGGAAGAAGUGUCUAUGUGAUUGACUGUGAUGAAUUUUUAAUUACUUGUCUAUUUGCUUGCUAUUUUUUCAUUCUGCAUACCGGUACAAUAAAUUACGUAACUGGUACCUUUAAGUUUUAGUCAAAUGGCUAGCAAAAAACAGUUUAAGGUUUAAAUAAUUAUUUCUGUGAUUACUGUACAUAUGUUUUUGUUAAAUAGAGAGGUUGAAAAACACUAUUUGUAUGUGUAAAUAUAUGACCGUGAAACUACCGUCCAGGAAAAUUGCAGUCAGAUUUAUAAAUUGUUUGAAAAAUCUCUCUCAAUUAUGUGUAUCUUCGGGACCACUAGCACAAAAUGAUUUCCUGGUGAUUUUGUACAUGUCUUUGGUCAUUUAAAACUGUGUGAAAAUAUGAUACUACUCUUACCUUAAGAAUGAUAUCAAUAUUGAUAAUACAUAUACAGUUAAAAUGUGCCCUGGCUGUGUAUUUUUCUUCACCAUUUUAGGAAUGGUGCCUAGGUGUUUCUGUGCGGAAAAAAGGCGACAUUUUGACUAAAAUUAAGAAUUCAAUUUUCCUUAGAAAAGAACCAAAAUGCUUUUAAAAAUAGGUAAAGAUGAUUGUGAUUCAGUUUAUCUCUGUAAGGAUGCACCAACUCUAAGAUAAAAAAAAUUAGUCUCAAUUUAUUUAAUUUUUACAACAUAUAAUAUGCAAUUUUAUUUUCAAAUUUGGAAUUUGUUAUAUUCAUUUUAGUAUUUGGAAUAAGGUUGAAAUAAGCCCCAAAUUGGUCAAAAGAAAAAGCACUGCCUAGCUAUACAUUUGAUGCGUGCAAUAUGUAUACCCAACACAUUAACUCCAAAAGUAGACAUAUGCACAUACAUGUAGCUUUUUGCAACCAAUCUAAUUCUUGAAUUUAUAAUAGAUUUUGUACUAAGGUUUUCUUACAAAUGUCCUUAGAAGUGAGAAAUGUUCAGAUGUCAAGUAUCAAAAUGCAUAAUUGUUAACAGGGCUUUUUUCUCAUAUAUAUAUAUACUUCAGUGACAGAAAUAAGGAUUUUUCCAAUUUGCCAAAAUAUAUUAAAGUUUGCCCAAAUUGUGCGUUUUACAUGUAUAAUUAUGUAAGGUGAAAACGCAUAAUUUAAAAGAUAAAUUGAGAACACAAGAGUUAUUGUCAUUGCCUUAAGUUGGCGUAAAAAUAGUUGGUGUGCAAAUACUUUUGCCUUGGUCAUAUGAUAAGCAGUGAAAAGUACAUAAAAUUAAUAAAACCUUUUUCCGAUUUGAAAAUUAUUGGUUUUAUUGGAUUUUUUCCCCCUAUUUUUUCUCAAAAUAGAAAGUCUAUAUAUAGGCCCCUUCCAAUAGAAAGUCUAUAUAUAGGCCCCUUCCAGUUAUUUCUUGAAGAAGCCCUGCGUGUGUGUACACUUUACACACUGGAAUUCUUCCACUAAUACAGGAGUAUUACUUCUGAUAUGUGCUUGUAGAUACCUUGCAUUUUAAUAUUAUUCGAUUUUUGUACUAUUAAAGCUGCACUCUCACAGAUUGAACGUUUUGACAACUUUUUUUUAUAAUUUUGUCUUUGAAUGAGCUAUUUUUUGCGAAAAUCCAUAGAAACAAGUUAUAUAAGACUGCUGACAAAAAAUUAGAUCGAAGUUGAAAAAAUGGUAAAUCUGUGAGAGUGCAGCUUUAACAUGAACUGAACAUGAACAGUUUCAAGCUUAGAUUUAGUGCAACAGAGAGAAUAUUUUUUAAAUAAUGAAUUCAACUUUUAUAAUUAAUCUAUCUCAUCAAAUCAAUAUGCAUCUCUUUGAAUGUUUUAAAUUUAAUUAUUAUAAAGAUUUUAUAUUUGUGUGUUUUUUUACUUCAUCAUGCUCAAAACUUGUUACUAAAAAUUUGUAUGAACUUAAAGCUGCACUCUCACAGAUUUACCAUUUUGACAACUUCUUUAUUUUUGUCUUGGAAUCAAGAGCCAAUUUUUGUGUAAAUAUCUGCAAACCACUGAUAUAAGACUGCUGACAAAAGAUCAGAUCACAGAUUUUCAUAAUUCCGUUAAAAACAUAAUGUUUUAUGGCUAAAAGCUUUACUAACGGUUUAAGAAAAAUGCAUAAAAAAUAAAUUUUUGAACUUAUUUAUAUAUAUCUGUGAUCUGAUUUUUUGUCAGCAGUCCUAUAUCACUGGUUUCCAUGCUUUUUCGCAUAAAUUGGCUCAUUCAAAGACAAAAAAUAAAAAUGUUGUCAAAACUUUCAAUCUGUGAGAGUGUAGCUUAAAGGAAUCUGACCCACAAAAAAAAACUAGUUCUCUGAAAGCUCUGUUAACCUUAAUUAUUUGAAUGUUAGUCGAUCCUUACAGAUUAUGUAAAAAUAAUGACAUGGGGCUGUGCUCAUAAACAUCUGAAGUCAUUCUUAACUUAUGUCUGUUUCUCAAAUUUUUCAUAGUCAAAUUAAAACAAAGGUAUAAGGGUAUUUAAAAAAAAAGUAUGUAUAUUCAAUAAAAUCAAUGAUGAUAAAGAAUUCAAUAUGUUUUUUGAUAUUAUAUUAUUUGAUCAGUGAAAUACUCAACUUAGAAAUGUGACUUAAGAUAGAAAAUGACUUAAGAUGUUUUAUGAAUCUCGGCGCAGAAGAACAUCAAACAUUAAGAAGUUACAGUGUAUAUAUUUUCUCUGAAAUCAGACAUUAUCAAGAUUAUUUGCAUUUUUUUUAAGCCAAACAAAAUUGUUAAUUUUUUUUUUUUUUUUUUUUUUUAUUUAAAAAAAAGGUUUUAGACACGAAACCCUGUCAAACGAGACCAACAUAAUAUGGUGUCGGCAGGCAUCCAAAAAUUGCACAUAAAUGUGGGUCGGAUACCUUAAUUUUUUAAUUAAAUCUUAUAAUAUUGUUAUCAUAUUAUUAAAGUACCUUCUUGAUAUACCUCAACAAUAUGAAUUUCAUUUUACAAUGCCAUGUUACAUUUUGAUAACUAGAUAACUUAUAUCAUAAAAUAAGAAAGACAACUCAUAAAAUGUGAAUGAAAUUAUUUAAGGAAAGCUUUCUGAUACCUGGUAAUAAAAAAAAAUCACAUAACUCUGAAUAAAUAUGUAUGUUAAUUUUUUUUUUUACAUAUUCUUAAUAUUGCAUCUUUUGAAAGUGUUCAUUCAAAGUGUUGAAAAUUUGAUAUUUUUUUUUCGUAAUAUAUUUAUAAGGUCACUUUGCAUAACACAUAGUGCAACUGUGCAAAUGUCUAUUACAAUGUCAUAUUGUGGUUUAAGAUCAUGUGUCUUCUACUGUAAUACCUCAAAGUAAUGAUUCACUGAUUUACAUGUAUUUGUUACAUUGUAAUUGCUAUGUUAUAUGUAUAAGUUCAUGCAUUUACGGGCAUUUGGACGAAAGAAGAUCAUUGGUGCACAUGUUUUGUCUCUUAGCUCAAUAGGGCUGCAAUGAAAUAUACUGAUAAACUUGCUGAAGAUUGUCAUCAUAUGUAUACUGGCUGAAGAUUGUCAUACUGGUAUACAGGCUGAAAAUGAUCAUCAUAUGUAUACUGGCUGAAGAUUGUCAUACUGGUAUACAGGCUGAAAAUGAUCAUCAUAUGUAUACUGGCUGAAGAUUGUCAUACUGGUAUACAGGCUGAAAAUGAUCAUCAUAAGUAUACUGGCUGAAGAUUGGCAUACUGGUAUACUUGCUGAAGAUUGUCAUCAUAUGUAUACUGGCUGAAGAUUGUCAUACUGGUAUACUUGCUGAAGAUUGUCAUCAUAUGUAUACUGGCUGAAGAUUGUCAUACUGGUAUACAGGCUGAAAAUGAUCAUCAUAUAUAUACUGGCUGAAGAUUGUCAUACUGGUAUACAGGCUGAAAAUGAUCAUCAUAAGUAUACUGGCUGAAGAUUGGCAUACUGGUAUACUUGCUGAAGAUUGUCAUCAUAUGUAUACUGGCUGAAGAUUGUCAUACUGGUAUACUUGCUGAAGAUUGUCAUCAUAUGUAUACUGGCUGAAGAUUGUCAUACUGGUAUACUUGCUGAAGAUCGUCAUUAUAUGUAUACUGGCUGAACAUUGUCAUACUGGUAUACAGGCUGAUGAUUUGAUUGUCCUAAUAAGCUUUAGAUUAUCAUAAUACUGGUAUAGCGGCUUAAGAUCGUCAUCAUACCAGUUUACUGACUAUAGAUCAUUGUCAUCAUACCAGUGUACUGGCUGAAGGUCAUUUUCAUCAUACUGGUAUAGUGGAUGAAGAUCGUCAUCAUACCAGUUUACUGACUAUAGAUCAUCGUCAUCAUACCAGUUUACUGACUAUAGAUCAUUGUCAUCGUACCAGUGUACUGGCUGAAGGUCAUUUUCAUCAUACUGGUAUAGUGGAUGAAGAUCGUCAUCAUACCAGUUUACUGACUAUAGAUCAUUGUCAUCGUACCAGUGUACUGACUGAAGGUCAUUUUCAUCAUACUGGUAUAGUGGAUGAAGAUCGUCACCAUACCAGUUUAUUGACUGAAGAUUGUCAUCAUACCUGUUUACUGGCUAUAGAUCAUUGUCAUCAUACCACUACACUGGCUGAAGAUCAUGUCAUUAUACCACUACACUGGCUAAAGAUCAUUUUCAUUAUACUAGUAUACUGGCUAUAGAUCAUUGUCAUUAUACUGGUUUACUUGGCUGAAGAUCGUCAUCAUACGGGUAAACUGGCUGUAAAUCAUUGUCAUCAUUCUUGUAUAUCACAAUAUGCUUUAAAGACUUUCUGCCAAUUGAAAAAUACUACCUGAGUUACCAAUAUUCGUAAAUCAAUUUUUUAAUGUUUUAUGCAAACUUUCCUGUUACAAUACAGCUUGGUUGUUUAAAAACUCAUUCUGUGUUUAAGAUUCUUUUUUUAAAAAUGUCAAUUUUAUGAUGAUGGGGCUUGAAUAUUUUUGCUCGAGGACACCGGGGUCCAAACUGAAACCUCGAGGGAACCAAUGUUUUGAUCGACCUGAGUUUCAAUUUUCCAGUCUGUUAUGAAAUAUAUUUAAGUGUAUUUUAAGUUUGAAGUCAUCAAACGGACUGUUUACUACGACACUGAUUAUGUGUUGCGUUGCGGAAAUUGCUCAUAUGUUUAAAGGCUGUUGUAUAUUAAAUGUAUAAGACAAAACAAUUAUGAAUGAAUAAAUAGUUAAGUUUUUUUUUACAAAAAGCAUAUUUUCUAAACAAGCAACAUUUAGAUAUGACAGUACAUAUUAUGGCAUUAGUCAGAUUUAAGUUUUGCAAAAUCAAGGAUUGAUGAUUGGUGGAUCUUGUCUGUCUAGUGAAACUGUUCAAACUCAUAAUUAUCUUCUCAAAUGCCCUUAUCAACUAUUCGUUAGCGGUCAUGCGUAAACAGUGAUAAACGUUUUUUCACACCUUAUGAAUUUCCUUUCGACUGUCAUCCCAUUGCGCACAACUUGCGAAAAUUUUAACACCUAGCAAUUGUGUUUGUUUUGGAACACACGUUGGGGAAAAAGUGUGAAAUUAUGACCUCGAGGGAGCCAUAAGGUUUUGUGCAUGAUUUGUGUAUUUGGGACCGGCUACUGUGCUCGACUCCUCAACUUAUAUUGGUUUCAAUGUAGCGUCAGUAUUUUUUAUAUGAAAGUAGAAGGGAAAACGUUCUGGACCAAGCUCCGACCUCGAGGGACUGCUGGUUCUCGAACAACCACCUGUUCGAACAACUGCAAUUUUACUGUAUUGCAAAUUACUGCAACACAAACACAUCAUAAUUGCAAUAUAUAUUGAAUUAUGGUUUGGGGCAUAUUAUUGCAGCCCUAAAGCCAUUAUAGAUUCAUUACGUUCUGAAAAACUAGCGCUAGAUCAAUGUUAAUGGAUUGUUCUUGUACUUUUAUGUUAAAAACACUUAAACAUUUCUUUUCAUUAACUAUGAGAAUUUAAAAAAAAAAAUACUGAAUUAAGGAAAUGACUUAUAAAGUUUUUUGAAUACUGCCCUCAGAUUUCUUCAAACUCCUAUGAAGUAUUAAAAAUAGAAAUGAUAAAUAGAAUGAAAUAAAAACUUUGCACAAGUAUUAUUUUCAGAUUAGAUGUGUUUGUUCAUUUGGCAUUAUCAUUACAAGUUUGAAUGUUCAAUUUUUGUAUUAGAAUUAACUUUUUGAUACUUUUGACAUGUUUUGUUGUUGUUGUAUAUACUUAUACCUUAUAAAUGGUCAAUACUUCAGGGGUUCUGAAGUUCAGGAUUGGGAGAGUUUAACCUCGGACUAUUGUACAGAUGUGAAGGAAUUUGAUUGAUUAAUUAAUAAAAGCUGUGUUUUAAUAGUUCUGGCUUAACCUUAAAAAAAAACAUUAAUUUUUUCAAUAACUGAAAGAAAAUUUUAGAUAAAAAACACGUUAAUUUUGUCAAUAACUUAAAAAAAGAAAAAAGAAAUUUGCACGAAACUUGCUACAAAUGUUAACUAUGACAAUAUACACAUUAUGUAGCAAGUCACAUGGAAAAAUUGAUGAGCAUUGGCAUACAUUUACGUUACAAUCAUAUUCUAGUUGUUAUGAGAAUCUCCAUGGAAACCAAGUCUUAUAUACUGUUGAUUAAAACCUGUUGACCAAAUUACCUGUUAAAUUGUAUUAUUACAAUGAUUAUAAAUGAAAUGUUGUUAAUGUUGUUGUAGUUGGGAAGUAAUUAAUUGUUGAUUUACUUGUUGAAGAAUUACAACAUUUUGUAUGCUAAUAAAUUUUAUAGUUAGG